Molecule: messenger RNA, 1879 nt
Organism: Erinaceus europaeus (western European hedgehog)
Lineage: Eukaryota; Metazoa; Chordata; Mammalia; Eulipotyphla; Erinaceidae
Gene: POFUT2
Product: protein O-fucosyltransferase 2
Exons: 9
Coding region: 34-1323 (429 amino acids)
Biological process (GO): protein O-linked glycosylation via fucose
Molecular function (GO): peptide-O-fucosyltransferase activity
Source: RefSeq, a predicted model, not a curated record
CCGGGCGCCGGAAGUACGUGGCCACCCGGGGCCAUGGCGGCUCUAGGUGUCCUCUGCUUGCUGCUGGGGGCGGCGACUAGGGUCCCGGCGUCUGCCCCAGGCGCGGAGUUCUGGCCCGGACAGACGGCGGCCGACAUCCUGACGGGGGUGGCAGCGCGCAGGCGGUACCUGCUGUACGACGUGAACCCGCCCGAGGGCUUCAACCUGCGCCGGGACGUGUACGUGCGCGUGGCCUCGCUGCUCAAGACGCUGCUGCGCUCGGAGCCCUGGGCGCUGGUGCUGCCGCCCUGGGGCCGCCUCUACCACUGGCAGAGCCCCCACGUCCGCCAGCGGCGCGUCCCCUGGGCGCACUUCUUCCACGUGCCCGGCCUGAGGCGCGACAUCCCGGUGCUGGAGCACGACGAGUUCGUGGCAGAGUCCGGCGGGCCCUUCGUGGACCAGGUGUACGUGCUGCAGGGCUACGCCGAGGGCUGGCAGGAGGGCGCCUGGGAGGAGAAGGUGGACGCGAGGCCCUGCAUCGAGCCGCCCCCCUACUCGCAGGACAAGCACGAGUACUUCAGAGGCUGGUUCUGGGGCUACGAAGAAACGAGGGGCCUGAACGUGUCUUGUCUGUCUGUCCAGGGCUCUGCCUCCGUGGUGGCGCCCGUGCUGCUCAGGAACACAUCUGCCCGGUCAGUGAUGCUGGACCGUGCAGAGAACCUUCUGCACGACCACUACGGAGGCAAGGAGUACUGGGACACACGCCGCAGCAUGGUGUUUGCCAGGCACCUUCGGGCCGUGGGUGACGAGUUCAGGAGCCGCGUCCUCAACUCCACAGACGAGGCGGACGGUUUCCUCUUUGAGGAGGACUGGACCCGCAUGAAGGUCCCGCUGGGCUCGGCGCGGGGGGGCCCGUACCUGGCUGUGCACCUGAGGAGGAAGGACUUCGUCUGGGGCCACCGUAAGGAUGUUCCCAGCCUGGAGGGUGCCGUGCGUCAGAUCCGCAGCCUCCUGCGCUCCCACGGGCUGGCCAGCGUGUUUGUUGCCACCGACGCCGAGAGCGGGGAGCUGGAGGAGCUGAGGCGUCUGCUCCCCGAGAUGCUGCGCUUCGAGCCCACGCGCGAGCAGCUGCAGCUGUACAAGGACGGCGGCGUGGCCAUCAUCGACCAGUGGGUCUGCGCCCACGCCAGGGUUUUCAUCGGCACGGCUGUGUCCACGUUUUCCUUCCGGAUCCAUGAGGAGAGGGAGAUCCUGGGCCUGGACCCCAAGACCACUUACAACCGCUUCUGCGGGGACGAGGAGGGCGUCUGCGAACAGCCCACGCACUGGAGGGUCACCUUCUGACGGCCGGCGGGUGGCCCACACACCUGGAGGGUCACCUUGUGAUGGUCGGCGGGUGGCCCACACCUGGAGGGUCACUUGACAGCCGGCGGGCGGCCCAUACCUGGAGGGUCACCUUGUGAUGGUCGGCAGGUGGCCCACACACCUGGAGGGUCACCUCGUGAUGGCCAGCGGGCGGCCCACACACCUGGAGGGUCACCUUGUGACGGCCGGCGGGUGGCCCACACACCUGGAGGGUCACCUGAUGGCCAGUGGGCCUGGCCACCCGGCCACCAUUCCUGCUCGGUGUCCCGGCCUGUGGUGGUCCUGUGUCCUGGGGGGGUGGCCAGCAGUGUGGACGUGCCGUGGACACGUGGCCCUUCCGUGCUCGUUCCGCUAGCCCUUGGCCAUCUCUCACCCCGAGGGACCACCGUGCAGGGCCAGGCUGAGGCCCGGGGCCCCUCCCGGUCCUGGGUCUGAGUGCUGGGUGGGGCCAGGCUAUGGCAGAGGUCACCCCAGUGUGGCCAGUAUUUGUUCCCUCUGCGUCCACACCAUAAUAAAACCCGUUUCAUGGACGCCA